Acanthochromis polyacanthus (spiny chromis) is the source of this 2043-nucleotide messenger RNA. Its product is annotated as golgin subfamily A member 6-like protein 22. Lineage: Eukaryota; Metazoa; Chordata; Actinopteri; Pomacentridae. The coding region runs from base 3 to 2033 and encodes 676 amino acids. The record is from RefSeq and is a predicted model, not a curated record. The transcript has 5 exons.
AGAUGCUUUCAAAGAAGGAGGAGACGAGGACUUUUGGUAACUGUCGUCUGAGAGACCAAUGGGAACAAAGAGCUCAGAGCAUCGCCGACCAGAACAAACAGCAGGCUGACUGGGACAAGAAGAGCUCCCUCAAAGUCCUUUUCUCAAAAUGGACCUACCACCAUACGAUCGUUUCCAAUGGCGACCUUACCAAAGGUGACAUAUCUGAGUUCAGGAAGGUCACCAGGGGAUUGGAUGAGCAGAACAAGCCCAAAAUUAAGUUCAAAGUAGUCCCUCCACCUCCGAAAGCCAAAGCUGAACCUCUACCACCUCCUACUCCUCCUCCCAGAAGGUCGGCUUCACCCAAACCCAAAAGGCCGAAGCGCAAAGUGGAGGUGGACAUGUUCCGGUUGUGUUGGAAAGAUUCCUGGAUGAGCCUGAAGCCACCGAAGUACCUGUUCCUGAAAGCCAAGGAGUUGAAAACCAGAAUCGCAGGUUUCACGACCAUCGAGCUGACAAAUGACAGGAAGUACAAAGCAGAGGGGGACGGAUCGGAACCCCAAUGGACAUCUUCUGUUGAGAAAUGGAGUCAGUCCUGGAAACAGGUGAAGAGUCCAGCCCAAUCGGAGCAUAUUGAGGUGGAACCUUUCCAGUGGGAUGUUCUGUUUGAAAAACGGAAGGUUUUCAAUAUUAAAGUCGGAGAAUACACUCUUCCUCGCUGGGCCGGAACCUGGAAGAUCAUGAACUUUGCCUUCAGGCAGCAGAAGAAGGACUGGGAUCACCUCUGGGUGGAUUAUGAGCAAAACGUCAGCAACAAGUUGGAGGAACUGCAGCAGCUGGAGGAGCAGGAUGAGCUCUUUGACUGGGAGGAUUCAUGGAAACUGUCUGAGGUAGAACUUGAAACUGAAGAUGACGUAGACUACGAGACUCAAACCGAAGAAUCAGAUGAUGAAGCACUCAGUGAAUUCAGUGAAUACACCGAAGACGAUGAGUCAGAAAGCUGCUCUGGAAUCAAUGCUGAAACAGACAGUGAACUCAUAAUGAGGAUAAAUGACUUUUGGAUGCCUGGAUGGAGCAAAUCCUGGCUGAUCUCUGCGGCUCCUCCAGAGGAAAACGAAGAACGCCGGGAAAGCUGGAACUCCUGUUGGGGAUACAAGCAGCAGAUCAGGUGGCGCGAGGGUUCACUGAGGUCCCAUCAUCAACAUGCGGACUUCCUGACAAAAAGACGUGAAACCACAAACCUUCUCCUCAUGUCAGACCUGGAUGAGGAGGAGAUCGCUGAUGCCACAGAGUGGAUGGAGGCCUGGAAGGCUCCUAAAGGAUGGGUCACCCUAGAGGAGGACGAAGAGGAGGAAGAGGAAGAGGAGGAGGAAGAUGAAGAGAUGAUGGAUGAUACAAAGGAAGAGGAGGAUGAAGGAGUAGAUGAUGAUGAGGAGGAGGAUGAGGGAGUGGAGGAGGAGGAAGCUGCUAACGAAAAUGAAGAGGACAACGAAGUCUUUAGUAAGAAGACUGAGGAGGAGGAGGAUGAUGAAGGAGUAGAUGAGGAGGAAGAGGAGGACAAAGAAAUAAACAAGAAGGAAAAAGAAAAAGACAGCAAAAAUGAAGAUGAGGACAAAGAUCGAGACGAGAAUGAGGAGGAAGAGGAGGAGGAGGAGACUGAUGAAGAUGAAGAAGAGGAGAAGGACAAAGAUGCACUUCAGGGAAAGGAAGAAAAAGACAAUGAAGAAAAGGAGGACAAUGAAGUAGAGGAAGAGGAGGAGGAAGAGGAAAAGGAGGAACAGGAAAAAGAUGACAUGAAUGAAAAUGAACAUAAAACAAAGGAGGAGGAAGAAGAGGACAACAAAUCAGAUGAGAAGGAUGAAGAAGAAGAAGAGGAGGAGGAGGAGGAGGAGGAAGAAAAAGAGAUGAAGAAAGCAAACAAAGAGAAAGAAAACACAACAAGGAAGAAGAAGCAGAUGCAGAAAAUGAGGAAGAAGAAGAGGAGGAGGAUGAAGACGAUGAAGACGAAGAGGAAAACGAAAAAGAUCUGGAUAAGGAGCAUGAUGAAAAAGUAGGCAAGAGAGG